Wickerhamiella sorbophila is the source of this 729-nucleotide messenger RNA. RefSeq names its product Cut9-interacting protein scn1. Bases 1 to 729 code for a protein of 242 amino acids. The transcript has 2 exons. The record is from RefSeq and is a predicted model, not a curated record. Gene Ontology annotation, molecular function: hydrolase activity, acting on ester bonds. Lineage: Eukaryota; Fungi; Ascomycota; Dipodascomycetes; Dipodascales; Trichomonascaceae.
AUGCUUUAUGACGCUCAUUGCCAUCCGGCAGAAGUGCCUUCCAAGCUGGGCGAAAUACCCGCAAUGGAUGCUACUCUGUGUGUGAUGAGCACCAGGCCCGACGAUAUCGAGCACGUGAAGGAGUGCAGCAAGUUUCCUAACGUCAUUGUGGCCUUUGGCUUGCAUCCGUGGUGGAGCUACCUGCUAUCGACCGGCGGCUCUAAAGUCGAUCACUAUCAACGAGUCUUUACGCCAGCACCGGAACUGGAGGAAAUCGAAAGCCUGCCAGAACCAAUGAGUAUGGACUCCUAUUUAAACUACAUCAAGCAGCUCUUAGUAAACGAGCCUACGGCGCUAGUAGGAGAAGUGGGCCUUGAUAAGGCAUUCCGAGUGCGAAUCAACGAGCGAUUGAGCCGAUUCAGAGUGCAAAUAUCCCACCAAAGGCUUGUCCUCGAGAGACAACUAGCAAUAGCCCAGGAAUUGAAAAGACCCGUCUCGCUGCAUGGUGUCCAAGCGCCGGGACCACUGUUUGACUCGGUGAGACAGUUUUCGUUACCAGCGGUGUGUCUGCACUCGUACUCUGGGUCUACAGAAUUCUAUACGCAGCAGUGGUCAAAGCUCACGUUCCCAGUCUACGUGUCUGGGGCAGUAAUUGUAAACAUGCCGAACCAAGACAAGGCAGAGUCGCUAUUGAAGAGUGUUCCAGAGCACUUGGUGUUAUCAGAGAGUGACUACGGAGAAGCAGGCUAA